AUGGGGAUAUUCCUGGAUCCGAAAAUUCGAAACAAUGUUCUGCUUCCGAUCUUUAUUGUGGUCGUUCUGACCUCUAUGAUUCGGUCCAGCUUAAUGAUCUUACUGAAGGCCGAGCCAAAGGUAGAUGUGAAGGAAGUCAAAACCCAGAGCAUGCUCGGACGAUGCAAAUUAUUGAGAGCAGCGUCGCAUUUUCUCACUGAGAAGGCUUUCAAGUCCCGCAAAGCUUAUUUUGUCAAAAAGGAUGUCGGUGUCUUGGUGAAGUCUGUGCCCAAAGCGAAGGACCCAAUGGAGGCUUUGUCAGGAGGCUCUGAUCCCAUGGCAAUGAUGGGAAUGAUGAAGGGCCAGAUGGUUUUCAUGGUGUCUCAGGGACUAUUAGCUUAUUGGGUCUCUCACCUCUUCUCGGGCUUCCUCGUGGCGAAAACGCCCUUCCCGCUGACCUUUCAGUUCAAGGGAAUGCUGCAGAGAGGCGUUGAGGUCACUGCCCUAGAGCCGGGCUACGUCUCCUCGCUUUGUUGGUACAUGUUUGUCAUGAUGAGUAGUCACAGCCUCAUAGGGCUUGUCCAGUCCUUCUUCACAAAAUCAGAUGUUGAAGCCGACGACCCAAUGAUGGCGAUGAUGGGAACAAUGGGCGGUGCUCCAAUGAUGCCAGGUGGUGGACCAGACCCUGCCAAAGUCUACAAAACAGAGCAGGACAAUCUAGAGAUGAUCUUGCACGAGUUCGUUCUCGAGAACGUGGAAACGGAGCUGUGGAGAAAGUGGAAAAACCAAAGUUGA
Symbiodinium pilosum is the source of this 774-nucleotide messenger RNA. Lineage: Eukaryota; Dinophyceae; Suessiales; Symbiodiniaceae. The record is from the annotation of a GenBank genome assembly.